AUGCCGCCUUUAGACUGGGGAAGAAUUAUGGGUGCCAAUCUAGAGGAGCUUAUAGAAGACCUGGAUGCAGCCGAUGAGAUGUACGGCGUCUUGGAGAUGGUAAACUAAACAGAUUUCCAUCUUUACCACCUAUUUCAUACCAAGGUUACGCACUUUAGGAAAAUGUUAAAUCUAUAUUGGUUUUCUACGCUUUAAGGGCUCAGUUAAUCCAGACUCGACAGAAGCUGAAGAUGUAAACAAGAUGAUAAAACUUUUUGAGGUUACUAAGACUGUUAUGAAGGUAAAUUUUAAAAUUUAAUUUCUCUGGUUUGCUUGUCCUUUUUAUUAUUACAAACAUGUUUUUAGGAUCAUAUAGUCAGGGAGAACUGUAGCUAGAGGUAACUCUAGAGUCAGUGCAAGAGGCAGGAUUAGUAAAUCUUGGUUGGGUACAGGAGUGUCAAACAUAUAAAUUGUCUCUACAGUAUCAUUUGAUAGGCACAGGUAUUUUUUUUAUAUUUUAGAAUGAAGAAAUUAACUUUUAAAGAAUGUAGUGGUUUUAACACCAUAAAUAAAACAAAAAGAAACAAAACAAAGGGUCAAACAAAUUUUUAUCAUACAUAGAUGGAAAAUGUAGGGCUGAUAAUAAAAUGAAUGAGAAGCCAGAUGGUAGAAAUGAAGGAAUAAUAAUCUUCAUUCUUACAUAUAUCAACGUAGGUUAAAUCAUUGCAAGCAGAGCUGGCUGAAGAAAUUGUAAAAGCUGGAGGUGGAGAUCAAGGUUAGUAUGAUACUAUUAGCUCAAUAGAUUUGAGGGAAGUUGUUCAGUAAAUUUUCUCAUGGCUAACAGUUAUUGAUUUUUUUUAUUGUCAGCCGCUUUGGAUGGUCUGCUAACAGUAUUGCAUGCAAUUAUUGGAUUAAAGCAUUUCAGGGUUCAUCCCUAGAGUGUAACAAGAUUUUUUUAUGCUUGAUGUCUGCUAAUUGACCCUGUUAGUAGAAUCAGCAGUAUCAGAUAGAAGACAGUUAUAAACUAACACAAUGGAGAUAAGCAUGGUUAAUCUAGAACUGUUUGGAGCUAAUUAAAGUUACCAAUUGAAAAUACAUGACUUGGUGUAAUUUCUAAAAUCUCUCUCUUAUAUUAGUAAACAAUAUUUACCUUUACACAGCUUGAGUAUGUGAUCAUAGACAGGGCCUCCACUAUUGAACAACUUAAAAUAAUUCUCCCCUAAUAGAGCAAGAGUUAUUGGAAGAAAUUGAACAUUUAAAGAGAGAGAUCCAACAAUACAGGGUAAGGUUCUUUUCAAAAGAUUUAAUCUUUCUUUUCAUCUUGAAAAAUGAUUUUGUUUGGUGUCAUGAUAGUGGUUCGUUAUGCAAUCAGAAGGGCUAUCUCUCUGCUGAAUUCAAACAUGAUGUCAUCUAAAAGCAAACUGAUAAAGGCUGUGUCCACAUUGCUUGUAUGAUUAUAUGUACAUGUAGAUUUAGUGAAUUAGUUGAUACUGUAUUGUAAAUGACAUCCUAAUUUCAUCAAGAAAUCUCUUGUAAACUUUGUUUGCUUGAUAGAAAUAUGAUGGUGUUGGUGGAGAUGAAUUUAUCAGAGAAAUUCAGCAGAUUGAAAACAGCAAAAGGGUAAUAAUAUAUACAGUCACUAAGAAUAAUUUUAACAAGAAUUAAUAAUUGGUGUGAUGAGAAAUGAACAUGUACCUUUAUCAAACCCUCAUGUGCUUGUGGAUUAGAAACUUCAACAUUCACACACUUUUGAAGUUUGUGUUAGUCAAACUUCAAUCCCCUGAACUUAAGUUGGUAAUUUCUAGUUUGUACAAAUGGACAAUCCUGUAUUGUAAUUGAAUGAUCAAAUGCACUUAGUUCUGGCAGAAGUUACUGAUAACAAUUUUUUUCCAUCUACUUCAUACAUAGUCUUCAAAAUUCCCAACCACAAUUAUAAUAGCUACUGAGGCCACAUUUUCCAUCAUCAGAGAUGUCAUCAAAGAAAACAAAUGUCCAUCCACAUGCACAGGGAGGAUGUUGGAUGUCAUUAUUGAGAAGAUAUACCUUACAUGUGCAAUUAAGGUCAAAAUAAAAAAAACCCUCUGACUUCUUUAUACUAACUUGCCUUGGAUUUAAUAAUAUCCUGUCAUUACAUGCAGGCUUUGGAACAGGAACUCAAUGAAAAAGCGGAAGCCUACUUCCAAGAGAAAAACAAAAGUGAUCAAGUAAGCAAAUUUAUUAGAUUUAUGUUGUAUAAGUAAUUCACUGAAUUAGUUUUAGUCACAUCCUAAACAGCUGAACUUGCACCUCUAGAGUAAUGUGGGAAUUGAAGGGUUCUAAUGAUGUUUUUUCCUUCUUGUAUUUCUCUCCUUUUUGUGCUCUGUUUAGAUGGCUGCUAGGCUCGAUGAAGCUGAAAGAGAAAACAAGAGCUUAAAAAGAGAUGUGAGAAUGUUUAUGUUAAGCUUAUGCUCUGAACUGUAACAUUCAAGACAUUGUAUUUAACCACCCAAGCCAACUCUGCUAUCUGUGGUAGAUGUUAUUGGUAAAGUACAGUCUGCAAUCAGUGUACAAAAUGUUUAGUUCCUGCAUUCAGCCCAACUUAACUGUCAGCAGCACUGACAGAGAAUCUAAAAUUAUAAUUUCCUAUGGAUAUCAAUGCAUAGAGGCUGUUGAUGUUUAAUUUGCUCACUUAGGUUUGCAAGUUUUGAUAAUUGUGAUAUACUUAUUUGCAACUGCAUUUGAUUACAAAACAUGUUCCCAGUUUUUGCUUUUGAGUGUAAGGGUUUUCCUAUCAUUAAGCAUACAGUCAGCAAGUGCAGUGGGAAUGACUUGCUUCAGAAUUAUAUUUUUUAACAUACAUUAUUUAUUACCUAUGUGAUGUUCAUAGCUAGGCUGGCAAAUUAUCUUGCUCCAAGUUUGAGCUGUAAACCCAUUCAAAUUGGUAAGAAUUUUUACUACAGUAAAUACUUAAAUAAAGUUGAGAAUGAUGCAAGUGAAAUGUUGUGCCUAUAAUUAAUUGUUUCAGAUGGAACGGAACAAGAUGGACCUAAGAGAUUUACAAAGACAAUUUGAACAGCAGGUACAAUCAAAAGCAAACCUUUACCUUUUAUAUGGUGGCCAUGAGAAUCAAUGUAGAAACUAAUGUUAUGUUAAUCACAUUAAGAUUUUAAAACCAGUGACAUUGAUUUUUAAACAAUUCAAUAGUCCUAAAUUUUCAUUUUAUAUAAAAUAAAUGAAUGUGGCUAAGCUUAUUAAUAGAUUGUUUUAAUAGCAGUCAAGCUAUUUGCUGUAUUGCAAUUUUCAGGACAGUAUACCUCAGCAGAUAAGUCAAGACUCAUAUGAAUAUAUGUUAAUGCAUGUAUAUUGGUUUCUAUCAAGUGCUUCUUGGUGAGUUACUAGGUCAGAACAUGUCUAACAAUAUUGUGUAUUGGGAGAAAAAAGAGCAUAGCCUAAACCUUUGGAAUCAAAGGGAUGUCCAAAAACAGGUGUAUUCAAAACUUUGUAUCUCUUACCUCUAGAGAGAAAGUACGACAAUGCGCAGAGCAGAAGGUUCUGACUUUAAAGAGAAGAUCUCCAAGAAAAACAAGGAAUUGUCUGAGUAUCUGGAUGAAAUAAGGGUAAACUACCAACUUGACCUUAGUUCAGUCUGUGUGAAGAACAACAGCCUUAUUUGAUAAUCAUUUGAAAACCAUUUUAGUAGGUUCUUUAGUUUUAUCAUUCAUUUUCAGAAGUGAUAAACUCAUUCCAAGUGUCAUCCUGUUACAUACUUUCAGAUGCUCCGAUUGUUAUUUUUGUCUACACAGCUUAUAUCAUACAUUGAAACAAAAUGUUUUUAUUCUUUCUUGCAUAGAUUCUUCAAGAGGCUAAUGAUGAUUUAGAAGAACGCAUGAAAAACACUGAGAAAGAACUUCAAGAGGCAACUGCGGAGAUGGACAAGAUGACAGAUGAAUACACCAAACUUAAGGUUGGCUUAUGAUUUUAAUGCAACAUUUAUUUACUAAAUUGUAUGCAUCUAUUUUGAGUGAUUUCUUGAUGUGUAUGAAAUGGUGUAUAAUUGCGUUACUUUUGUAAGGAAGAACUGUAUACAAACCGGUAUGUUUCUGAAAAAUUUUACAGAUUAUUCUGCAGCAGUCAGACAUGAUCAUAGAUGACAUGAGGAAAGAAAGGGAUGCCCUCAGAGCACAGGUUAUCAUUAUCAUUAUCAUAUGAAUUGUACUUUUUUCAUACGGCAUAGUAAGAUAACAACCAUAAACUCAUGGUAAAAUGUAAAAAUAAAUUCAUUUAUUGGUAUUGAAUAAUUUUUGUUGUGACAGAGCUGCUGAAUUUUUUACAAAUUUCUCUCCAAUACAACAAGAUUUAUGCUCACUAUCCCCUUUGUGCAAUCUUCCAAUUUUUUAAGAGUCAGUAAGGGCUGUGACUGCUUAUUCCUUCCAUCUUUUUUGUCACUUCAUCUCUUGUCUACUGGUUUUCCCCCUCUCCCUCCCUCCAAGGUUUCUUCAAAAUUAAAUUUUACAACACUGAUUUUUUUAUAUGCAACUAAUAGUCAUAAGCUCUCCUUUUGAGCAUAACAGAAGAGAAAUGGGCUAAAACUUUGGUCACAAGUUAACAUCAAAGAUUGAUGUGACUGGACUUGAAUUUAUGUAGCUGCAACCAAUAGAAUUUUUUUAUCAACAAAAGGAGUCAAGUGACCCAACCAGGUCUUAAAAGUGCCCCAAAUAAUGCUUCUCUCAAAGGCUACAGAGAUUGAUGGAAUGGAUACCCAAAGCAUUUAUUUGUUUUUUUUAAUUAUUGAUCAUGUAAUGGAAGUCUUUGCUGUGUUCAUCAAAUGAAUCAAUGAAGUUUAUUUUGAGCCCCUUGUUUAAUGACAAUAGAGGCAAUAAUUUGUAAUCCAUAAUUAUUUAGACCCAUUUGUUGUCCCUAUAUUACUUAGGUUCAAGAUCUCAGGAUGCAGUUUUCAACCAAAACAGACACUGAUGAACAGAUUAUGGCAGCUGUGAACUAUAAAGUGGAAGAGUGGAAGGUGUAAAUGGGUGAUUCACACCCAGAAAAAUUUUAUUCAGUAACCUCUUAUGCUAUUAGUGCUUACAGUUGGGCUUUAAAGAUGGUGGUCUAUAGAGCUAAAAUUUUCAUUUUCCUUCAAAUAUCUUUGAUAGGCUGUGCUUGCAGCAAAAGAAAUUGAGCUAGAGCAGUACCAGUCAUUGGUCCAAGAACUGAAACAACAAGUUGCAGGGCUUCAAAUGGAUGCGGACAAAACAUCCUUGGCCAUGUUACAACAGGUAUAUCUAUAGCUUUACAUGUACUCCAUAGACUUGUGAAAUAUUGUUUAGUUUCUUUUUUUUACAUGUAUUUUUAAUAACAAAAACCUAGUUACAUGUUGCUUGUGUGAAAUUUUAUUCCUCCUUGAUAGGCUGUGGCUGAAAAAGAUGAACAGAUAGAAAAUCUUAAAAAGGAACUUGAAAAGGUACCAAAUUACAUGUAUGCAGUUUUCACUUUACUCCUGUUACAGUGUAUGUAACUCUUAAAUUAUCUGUGGGCUGUAAAGAUACAUUCCUAUUAAAGAACAUAUAAUGAUUGGUUAUGGCCAUACAUACCAUCAAACUCAGCUUGGAUACCAGAGGCAACUCACUUUUGUCUUCGACCUCUCGUGUGAAUUUGCUUUUAUGAAGUGAUAGCUUUGAGAGUCAGGCACCACAGAUUACAAGAUAAGACCUCUCUGGGGAUUAUUUCAAAGCUCAGCUUUGUGCAAACAAUCCUAAUGCCAGAAUGGUUAUUUAGUUUUCUGAGUAACAAGGGGUAGAGGGUUUAAAUGAUUGUACAUGACCAUGUCAAAUUUUGCUUACUUAUAGGCAUCAAGUGACAUGCAUGGUGUAGCUUCAUAUGUGGAAGAAGUCAAGGCCUUAACUGAAAAAGGUACAUUUUUGUGGUAAACUGUUUACAGGGUAAUUUAUCAGUGUUACCCUCUAAGAAAACAAUUACAUAGAAUUAAUACAAAGUUUGUACUAUAAAUUUGUGGUUUUAUUUUUUAUUUUAUAUAGUUACAUGUUUACAUGAAAUGUGGGUAUUUAAAUUCUUGGUCUGGAUUGUAACUCAGAGUUACAUUUAACAGCACAUGCUUUUGGAUUACAACUCAAAGUACACUUAACCGGCACACCCUAACAUCAGUAUACAAGUUCUCCACUCUGUUCUCUAUACAUCCCCUGUCUCGACAUGAAUUAGAUUUAGGGGUGAAGUUGUAAAGAGAAAUUAGAUGUGAGUCACUCCCAGUGUUUGAAGGGUUAAGGCAUGUGCGUAUUUUGCACACUCUGUUUUUGACGCAAAUCAAUUUUUGAUUUGAAGAUGCUGUUUUUGACAGGUGUUCCAUCAGCAUAUCAGCAAAAAAGAAUCAGAGAUCUAAACAGCACGCUACAAAAAGAACAGUUGGAAGUUUUGCAGUUUAAAGACAGGAUGAUCAUGGUAAUAAUUCAAAAGGGUUUGCUUCAAGAAACUGCUUUUAGUUAGUUUUGCUUUAGUUUGGAUAAAGCGAAACAACAACAAAUCUUUUCUUAGUAAUAACAUAUGUACUAGACUGUCAUGACUUUGGAUCAGGUUUGUUAUAAUCAUACAGGCCCUUAAGUCCACCAAACUGCACAUGCCCUACAUACAUGUAUACGCCCUUGAGUAAAAAGAAAAACCAUGGUGUUUAUCUUGAAAUUAGACAUGCAUGCAAGAGUCAGCUUAUCUAUCAGAUCCCAGCCACAGACGUGAUAAGUAAUCAGCUCUCUAUAAGAUGACCAUUGCACCUUGAAUGAAUUCGAAAACUGAUCUAAUCAACCAGUUUUGUAAUUAUACCAAGUAUAUUCUUUGACCGCAAAAUCUGUUUAUUUAUUUAUUUAUUUUUUUUUUGCAUUGUUAAAAUUAUUUUUAAUUAGGUCCAAGUGCAACACACAGUAUUAUAAUUUAUUUAUGUUUGUCCCUCCUAAACAGGCAGAAAAGGCUGCAGCUAUGAAAGACAAGCAGUUGAAUGACUUACUGGCUCGAAUGAUGCAAUAUGAGAGGGUAAGGAGUUAUUCUCCCAUAAUUGAAGUUAACUGAAUAUUACGAUAUCAUUUAUUAGUAUAAAUUAUACUAUACAAUUGAAUGGUGCUUUUCGCGCGCGCUGAUUAGCAAGAAGCCGGUGAGAAAAAAUCGCGUGUCAAGAGUUUAAUAUCUGACCAGUUUUUUGUAUAUUGUAAGAAAUAACCAGUUUUUUCGUAUUUGUGUGGUACAGUUUCUAAGAAACAAUUAUUCACCUCAGUGCCGUCGGGAGUGGUGGAUGUUUACCUCGCCGCUUCGCGGCUCGGUAAAUAUCCAUAAUUAUUCACCUCCAACUCAGUGGAUAAUUAUUAAUUAUUACCUGAUUAAAAAAAAACUUAUUAAUUAGUCGUACACGUUCAGUAGUCUUGAAGAUUGCAUCACAAUUGAUGUUACUAUUUCUUUACUGUAGGGGGAGUAUGGAUUGAGUGAAGCUGUGCAGGAAAUCAAGGACUGCAAGGCUCAGAUUCGUAUCAGAGACCAGUAAGAUACAGAAAUAAAAAGCAAUAUUUACAAAUGUAUCUAGUUUUUUUUGGAAAACUUCUUUUUUCGGAGGCUGCUAAUGUUGCUUUGACCCCAACCCCCCUCUGUAAUGACCCCCUAACCCCACUUAAUGAUAAACGCCUAAGUCCCCCUUUUAAUAUCCCCCUAGCCCCCCCCUCCCCCCUCUCUAACGAUAACGUCAAUGCCGCGCUUGCCUGUGCCUUUGCUCUUAUCAUAGUUGGAUGUCAUCUCUAAUCUGUUGCCGAACUGAUGCACGGCAACAUGUAUCCGGGAAGUAAGGAAGCACAAAAUUCUGUGUAACGAUAAUUUUACAGUGUAUUCCUAGCCUUUUUGGUUAGUUCUUCAUUUAACUCUUUUUCCCUUCAGAAACAUUGAAGACCUGACCAGUCAAGUAAACAACUUGGAGAUCAAAGUAAAUGACAGCGAAAUGGAAAACGAGGAAUUGCGAGAGCGGCUUGGAAUGGAUCCUAAGGAGUCGCUCAACAUUGAAGAUGUACGGCACAAAAAGAAAGUUAAAGCAGAACAGGCAGUGGCUCUGAACAGGGCAUUGACUAAAGAGGUAAUUUACUUUUUACACUUCGAGGAAAAUUUAAGAUAACGAAUAUGUAUUUAUUGAAUGUUUUUUAUUGUUCUAUGCACUUUGGGGAACCUCUUUUAAAUGGUAAUGAUUUGUUUUGAGUUUUUCUUUUCUUCAUUUUUGAAGGUGGAAAGGUUAGAGGAAGAAAGGCUUCAGCUUAAGCGUCAGCUCCGAAAACAAGCACUGCACAGAGGUCAAAGGUAAAUGUGGGUUGUUUGUUUUUGUUGUUUUUUUUCGGUUAGCCAUAAUACUUCGUUAAUUGUCAAUUCAUGGAAAUGGAAGGGAGGGGCAUUCUAUACAUGUUGAACAUCCACCAACGUAGAACGUUUUCAAAUUGAAGAUUUAUGGGAAUUUGGUGUGCCUGUAAGUCAUUCACCGAUGAGCGACACGUAGUUCCAAUAACCGAUAACGCAUCGGUUUUGAAUUUUUGCAAUGCUUUUUCUCCCGGGCAGGGCUGUAGAGUUAGGAAUCACUGCAGAAGACUUGAUCGUGGCCGAAGAAGAGGAUGUAGUCUCUUCGCCUAGGAGACUACCUGUAGUGGAUUCUGAUAGUGACGUCACCAAGGCUAUGGUAAGUACCAGAAACGAACUGUCACGUGCUAGGUAUAAAGAAGUUCCCAAGGGGUUUCGAGAAUUUUUUUCACAAGCGGUUGCCGAGUCGUAAACAACCAUCUUUAGUACAUGGAACUGCGCUUCCUCGAGUAGAUGUACAUACAUCUGAGAUUUUUAAAUUUCGAUAGAGAAUAUUACACGUCUCAUUCUUGAAUUGAGUCUGAAAUGAAGACUUUACGGCCUGUGGUCCAUGACGUUUUUAAAUUAUUGUAGAUGACCUUUUUGUUUGAUUGUUUGUUUUUCAGAACCAGAGGCUGGAAGGAGAAGUAGAAAAGAAUGAAAAACAAAUUGAAAAGUACAAAUCUGAUAUGAAGAAGAUCGAGACUGAGAAUAAGGUACAGAGAAGUCAGUGGCCAAUUAUGAUAACAAUUUUUGUUGGGUAGAUCUGAAUAACCCUGAAUCUUCGAAUCACUGUUUCUCUCCCUUUCUUUCUUUUUCCCUUUCUAACAGGUUAAAAUUUUUUCGAACAAAAUAGAAGUGGGAUGUUAUAGGGAGAAGUUGCAUGUUAAUCACUUUUGGGACUUAGAAGGCCAAUCUGUACUUUUUUAGUCAUUUUAUUCCAUUCAGGUGAUUCGUGGUUUUUUAGUUGUAGUCAAACUGACAGACGACAUGUCUUUCAAGUUCUUGUUUAAUUUGAUAUUCAGUAUAAUAUUUUCCGGGGACGAAGCAAAAUAUAGUGACGUGUAGAUCCUGCAAGACUUAAGCAGGAGAAUAAUUGAACGGGUGAACUACACAGCACUUUAAAGUCCUUACCUGCCUAUAUUGAGUAUUUCGAUCCCUGUGCACAGGAACUUAAAGAUGAGAAUAAGCAGUUGGAAGUUGGGAUGCGGGAGAUUUUAGCACAGCUGAGAGAACAUGCCGCUGCACAAGGUUCGUUUUGUGGGUUUGCCAGAUAUUUUAAUUAAAAGUAAAAGCAAAAUUUGUCUUAGUACCUUCCUAAAACCAUUUGUUGACGAAGUAUUUCCUCGUCUUUCUAUUGUUCGGAUGCUUAUAGUCCCUCCCUAUGGAGUGUUUUGUAACAAGAGAUCGAUUUGUCAUGAUUUACACAUGAAGCUUUUGAAAGAAAAGAAAAAGCUUGAUGACUUGAUUUUUUUUCUCGUUUUAGGAGCAGAGGAAAAUAAAUUAGUACAAGUACCAGCCUUAGAAAAGCUUAUGGCUGUAAGUUACGCUUCCAUCGUUCAUUAGUUGAAUUUGUUUGAUAUACGGUUUAUCUUUUUUGUUGCCUUUCGGAAACUGAACUGUAAAUCUCCAUUCUAAUUUUUUUGUUUUCCAUAAAGAUGAUAGAAUCUAGAAAUGCAGUGGGUCAAUAUGACACAACACUACAAUUGAAAGCACAGGUAAGCUCUCUUUUCUGUUCGUCUUUAGUGAACACGUAUGUAAUAUCAUUUAAGCUGUAAGUUCUUCUUUUGGAUUUAGAUCGAACAACUAAGUGGGAGGAAUGAAGAACUCCGACACGAACUGCAUAAUGCCCGAGAAGAAACAGCUAAAGCCAUUAUGCAGUUGGAGAGGAAAAAGACCAAGGUAGUAAACGGUGUUCUAAGAAAUCUAUUGUUUUAAGAUUUGAACUGCUCAAUAUGUUUUGGAGAUAAAUGCACAGUCAUUACCUAAAGUCCCAUAGACGCCCUCAAAACAUCCACAUGACGGCUCUAACUCCUUUCUUUGUUAAACGUUUCUGUAUGUCACGUGUGAGUGGUGUAAGUUUCCCUCCUCACCCAAACGAGGGUGAUAGCGAAUACAAGGUCAAAGAGUAUAAAGUGGACAUUGAAAAAGGGGGACCUGGGCAUAAAAACACCACUUAGCUAAAAUGAUGCUGAAAUCGAGUGUGUCUUUGAUUGCAAAUUUUUGGUUAUGAUUCAUAUAUUCAUUUAUUUUUUAUUCUUUUCAUUGUUUUCUUUUCUUUUUUUUCCACAACAAAAGAUCGAGGAUCUUGAAAAAGAUAUUAAAGUGUUGAAAGAGAUAGGUAAGUUCUUCGUUUAAAGAAGCUUUAAGUUAAAUUAAGGACAGAUUGUCUGUUAUUACUAUAAUUUACUUUGAUAUGUUUGCAACUUAAGGUGAAGGCGCCGUCAAGUUACAACCCAUGCCUUUGCCGCAGGGAAUGACACCGUCUUCAACAGAGAUCAUCGCCAGUCUUAACGAGCAUCUUAUACAAGUACUUCAGGUGACAAAUAGAACUUUAAAUACUUUUAUUCAACAGCUUUCAUGAACCUGCGUUCAUAUUUUUUAUUUAUUUGGGCUUUCAUGAACCUGAGUUAUUGUUUAUUUAUUUAUUUGUCUAUUAUGUUUGCUUCUUGGCAGUUUACAUGCAACAUAAUCACAAUGUUUUCUUAAUUUAUUUUCUAAAGGAAGUCUCCCUGAAAGAGCAACUACUAGAGAAAAUGGAGAAGGAUCUUGAGAUGUUCAAGAGGAAAUUCUCGGUCAUUCUUCACCAAAAGGUUGGUUAACUCCCCCUCUGGUUUUCCCAGCCUGAAUGGUCAGUCCAUCAACCCUAACUCCUAAAUGCUAAGGAAGGGGUGAUGGGGGAGGGAGGGCUGGGCUUGGUUGACUGACAUCUCGAAAAAAACUAUUCUGGAAAGAAUAUUACGGGUCUGAUAAUCUUAGGAGAAGGUAUUAGGCGUUUUGCACCUCGAUGAAAAGGAAAAACAAGAAAGCAAGCCACAGACUACGAACAGUACCUCAUUUUCGGCAAAAUAUCUUCGCGAGGGGAAAAACAUCACUGAUAAAAAAAAUUGAUCUAGCGGGCGAUGCGUAACUCGGGGAGUGAGGCGCACGAAAACUCACUCCCAGAGUUCCGCGCAAGUAAAAUAAACAAAUCAACAAUGUGACUUUUUUAUUUCAUACAAUCUGAGCUGUUUUUAUACUUCACCUUUUUUCUGUUUUGUUUCAUAGGGGCUUCUUUAUGCUGAUUUUAUGAAAGAAAGAGAGAAAUGGGAGGAGGAGAAGAAAGCGAUCGAAGAAGAUAAGGCCUCGACUGAACUUGCCAGAGAACACGAUAAAAUCAGGCUCAUGGAAUUCGAGGUACUAUUUCUGCUAAAUUCUGCUAUUCUUCCCUACGUAGAAGAUAAAAAAGUUCUUUUUAUAUUUAUAGAUAUACCAAAUGUAAGGAUUUAACCCCAAAUUCGACAUGUCGCUGAUUGCUUUGCAUUUGUCAUAUUCAAUGAACAAGGAAGCUUAUAAUCUAUUGAAUAUUUUUGCCCGCGCGCGAUUGGUCUAAACGCAUGACGUGACUGAGCAUCCCCUAGCUAAAACUGAGGGAUAUCCGAGGAUACACCCCAAACGAUAAUCCCCAGUUUUCAAUCGUUACGUCCGAAAACUCUGCGCCUAAAAUUUAAUUCAAGAUGAGAAAGCGUUGUAUUGUUGUUACUGAAGAAGGAACGUGUUUUUUUGUUCAUUUAAUCGAGCCAGGCAACAUUGAAAAGAACACAGUUAGGUGUUUAUAAACAUUUUUCCCGCGUGUUGAUAAUAACACAGUGGCCUCUUUUUGGUGCGAGAUUAUGCUCAUUUUUCCCGUGCGUUGAUAAUAACACAAUGGCCUCCUUUUGGUGCGAGAUUAUGCUCGUUUAUUACCCAUCUAUUAGAUUUUGCGCGAUUCCAUCGGCUCCUUUACGUCACGUGGUGCAAAAUUACCGGGCAGUUAUUACGCAGUAACCCGCGUUUGCGUCGUUAUUUGUCCAGCGAAUAUUUCCGUCGUAAAGAAACAAAGCCAGCGGAAAAAGCCAGUUCAAAAGUUGCACUGUUUCAUCGUUUUUAGUUUACAAUAAAGAAAAACGAACUCGAUUUGUAGUUUCUAGUGAUAGUAACAUUCUUAAAUCUAUUCUUAAAUUUAAAUACUGCACCGGAAAGUACAAAAAAGUCAAUAAAAUAAGCUGUCAACUCGCUGAUACUAAAAUUAAUGGGGUUUUAAAACAAAUGAACACCCUUCUGGCGGCGGGCAUGUCGGCUGAUAUGUCCUUGGUUGAAAGGUUGUCUUAAAAUUUUCUCCUUUUUCCCUCGAAACUUCGCUUCUCGGCCUUAUAUUCAUUUUAUUUUUUCGGAAAAUAUCUUGGCCGCGGACAUUAUUAGCCGACAUAUCAGCCGCCAGAAGGGGUUUAUUUUCUAAAUAUUUGUCCUUGGAAUUGAUCUGUUCCUCGAAGCUCACAGUUCGCUCGAACUGUUCGCAUCCCGUAAAAGAUCAUGUCCGGAGACAGAUAUCCAUUCAUAUUUUCGCGCUUAAUGGGGGCUGCUGCUUAGAUAUAUAAAACAAAGAAAAUCCGUGGGACGCGUAAGACGAAGUAUCAUGAUUCCAGGCGUUUUGAGCCCCGCUACUCGAUGGUGUUCGUAGCCAGAUGGUUUUCACCACAACGUACAAAUUAAUAUAUUCAGAAUUGCGCGCGCUACUUGAAGGUAUCUGAAAUCAAACCUGAGAUUGCAGGUUUGACUGAUGGGUAAAGCGGCUGGAAGCAGGCCCCUAUCCACUGGGAAUAGGGGCUUGGUAAGUCACCAGGAAACCGGGUCAGAUUAGGUGAUGUGGGUGCUGAGUCGAGUUCCUUGAUUCGUUCAAAUGACAUUCUUGGUUGAAGACAUACAUUUUUUGCAGUUUUUGUUUUCAUUUCUUUAAUUUAUUGUGUGUAUUUAUGGAGAAGUUCGAUAUUUUGGACUUUCCUUUCCGCAGAGAUUACUCGAUACCCUGGAAAAAGACGAGGACAAGCAGAAAAAGAGACUUGGAGAAAUGACAAGAAAGGUUACAGUUUUGAGAGUGAACGAGAAGUCGCUCAGCAGGAGAUACACGGCCAUGCAAGAGGUGGAAGCUGCGCUCAGGAAAGAAAACAAGAGAUACAAAAAUGAUGUUGUUGCCAUGGAGACCGCAAUUACCGAGAGACUGGGUUACCUUCAAAGACACAAAGUACGAAAUGCUCAGGGUUUUUUUCCUUUUUGUCUUUAACCUUCAUCCUCCUCAAUUUUCAACACUAUAUUUUGUUCGUUGGUUAUAGUAGAAGAAUUUAGAGUGGCGUGGCAUGUAGUCUUAGUAUUUUUAAUCACUUUCAUACUUUGUUGAACUCACUUAUAUUUAAGGAAAUGUCCACGUACAAGAUUGGAGUAUUACAGCAAGCUUUAGAUGAGAGUGUUCUUGCAACAGAACUAGAGGCAGCGAACAAACAGUAUAACGAACUUACGGCCAAGUAUCGCGACGUUAUACAAAGGGAAAACAGCCUCGUGGCACGAUCAGCCAUAGUCGACAAUCUAGAGGUAUGAAGUGCUUCUAGCAAUUUAUUAAGCGUUAAGCCUGCUUUCCUUGUCUAGCCAGUUCCUUUCGAUUUUGUCAUAGCUUUGAUCUAUCAGAGUAAUGAAGUAAUUGUGUCCGUGUGGUUAUUACUAAUGAUGCGUGGUUAAAUUUAUCAGUUUCUCCUCUUAGUGUGGUUGGCUACUCCACAAUAAGCUGCGUUUUAAAAUUGAUACAUAUACCUCUUGCUUGCGAAACUUCCGUUCUCGCUGAAAACAAAAGACCCAUACUGUAGUGGACAUUGUAUGGCUUGAUCUUGCCCAUCAGACCUACUUUUUUUAUGAUGUAGAAAGCUUCCUGAAUACUUUGUUUAUAUCACUGAAAGUUACUAAUGAUUUUUUUUCCUUCAGGCCGACUUGAAGGCUUUGGAAGAAAGAGAAGCUGAUCUGAAGAGGGAGAUGACCUCACUGAAGGAAAGAAACCACAGUUUAGAGCAGAUGGUGAAUGAACUGCUAUCGAAAGGUGACAAAGAUUUAGCGCUGUCGAUUUGUAGCUCCUAUCUUAACGAAAUCGUAGGGGUGAUAAAAACUCGCUCUUUCCAUAGUAAAAGAAAACAAUAACCUCUUUCCUCAAUUAGAUACGAAUCCUACUGAUACCUGCCGAAAAUCAUGUGUUUCAUUGGCCUUCUGUCAGUCACUGCGGCGUUUAAUGUUUCUCUUUGACUCCUAUGGUAGGUGAAACAAAUUUCACCUGAGAAAAAUGAAACAUUUUGCUUUUUCAGAGGGUGGAGAGGGUGGAGGAGACACCAGCAUUGUGCGGCAGGAAGAGAUAGACAGAAUAUCAAGAAAACUCGCCACGUUAGAAAUGAAGGUAUAUCGUGAUACAUACAGGCUGUGUUUGGUAACCCAGACUGUAUAUCUAUCCCUUUGUGUGGUGCACGAUAACUGAUGAAGCACCCAGAAAAGUGUAAAUCACGAUGUUGAUAUAUGAUUCAACUAAACCUUAACUUUACCAGGAACUGAAUGAGAGAGAGCGUGCCGACCAUGCCACGAGGAAAUAUGAACAAGUUCAGUCUCUUAUCAAGCAACUAGAGGAAAGGAAUGUAGAGUUGGAACAAAAAUUUGCAGAGGUCAGUGUGUACUGAAUUGUCUCAUUCCUAGACAUUUCAUAACGCCAUCUCGGAAUUUAAUAUCUGAUGACGACGAGUUCUCUCUUUUUUACAGAUCAGCAAGUUGAAUCUUGAAUCUCAGAGAGUUGAGCGGCAGCUUAGGGACGAAAUAUCCAGUAAUUAUUCACUUUAUGUCUUUCAUAAAGGUUAACUUUAGACAUGUAGACGUCUCUCUGAUUGUAGAAGUCACACAGCUUGUGACCUGGUGACUCAGUUCGUAGUUACGCCCAACUGCUAUCUAGGAGGUUCAAGGUCAACCCUCAUCGAAGUCUGAUGGCACCGCGGUUCCCAACAUAGACAAAAGUACAUUUGCGGGACUAAUGACGCCAUUACCCUUACAUUCCCCGUCACUAGACAGCAUUUUAAAUUAAGUGGUUGUAUUUUCGCUUAGACUCUGUCACACAGGAUACUCAUGUGGCUGUCACGCGUCGUGUCCAGUCUCUGGAGGAGUCCGAAUCUAAGCUAAAGGUGGAAGUGUCACGAUUGAAGGAGGUGGCGGAAGUGGCUUCGCAUCAAACCGAAGCCAUCAAAGCGCAGCAGGAGUCACAGGACAGAGAGCUGACAUCUCUCAGGAAGCAACUUUACGACAUGCAGAUGGAGAGUGAUGACAAGACCAUUAUAGGUAUAAAUAUUUGAUGUAAAUUUAAAACUAUUUUGGGAGUAACUAAAAUAUUAACUUUGCGACUUGGUUAGUAACAUGGAGGGUAACACGACAUGUCUUCUUUGAUCCAUGAAAGCAAUCAGCUGUACAUUUUGAAUGGGAAUUGUUAAUCUUUAACUACAGUAUUAGCGGAUAAGAAAGUAAAGCAGAGGAUUUAUUUGAUCCUAAAUUAAAAAUACGUCUUAAAAAAUUAUUGUUUUGGACGUUCUAUCAAUAUUAAAAGGAUAUGUUUGACGAUCUUCAGGUAAACUGCACCACCAUAUCGUGGCCCUUCAGGUGAGUGAAGGUACAGCCGUGAGGAAACUGGAAGCUGCUAUGCAGAAGCUGUCCAGACAGGAAGCUCAUGUGUUACGGCUCGAGCGGAAAAUCGAUGAAAAAGACCAGGCUUUGUAUCACGCUAAGACGGAGGCCAGGAACAAGGCAAAGUUCCUUAAGAGAACCAUUCAAGAUCUGCGGAGGCAGUACAGCGGAGCUCUGCCACUGAUGAAACAGGUAAUUAAGCACAUUUACGUCAAUAUAACAACACGCUGACCUACCCCGGAACGGAUAAAGAUCUGUUUUCGCCCACCUGUUUUUCUCUGAAACCAUUUGCGCUGUCUAGGCUUAUUAUUUUUUGACGCAUGUAAAAAAAGGGAUCUUGUCAGUUUGGAAAAUAGACAUUGAAAAUAUUGAAAAUGAUGAUGGGAACUGGUGCUCCUCCCUUUAACCAAGAUUAAUGUUCAAAGUAUUGAAAGAGGAGUUGAAACAUAUCUUACAGGUUGUCGUUUCUCGUCAGUUUAAAUGUACAAUUUGAACUGCUUAACCUCCACUCCAAUUUGCUCUCUGUUCAGGAAAAGUUUGCUGAGACUAUGCGUUCGUUACACGAAGACAAGCACAAGCUUGAAGGAGAGCUUAAGAAAGCUAGAACCGACAGAGAAGCAGCGGAAGACAAGCUUGCUGAGCUUAAGCUUCAACACGAUGGGUUACAGGAACUGAUGUGUACGUUAAAGGAUGGCAAAGGGGCAGCUAAAGUCACUGAAUGGCACGCAAAGAUGGGCGAAAUACGACUGCAGGACCUUAAACUGAACCGUGCUAUUACCAGACUGCAGGAAGAGGUAAUAGAAAUGGAAGCUUUGUUUGCAAUUUACGUUUGAUGACAUAUGUUUGCACAGUUUUGUAGUGUAGAACAGUAAAGCAUUUUUGAGUGUCAGCAAAGGAGUUAAUUACGAUGUUAGGUUUUCUAACCGGCAAACAGUGCUCGUUUUGGAAGUAGACUUUCAAAUAUAACGGAGACCUCUGGAUGCUAUUUCGUUGGGCGCUAUUAGGUUUGACGGUCGGUCACUCACAUACAAAAACUGUAGAGAACUGAGUUCUCCCUCAAAUCAGUCUUCCUUAGUUCAUUUCUAGAUUACAAUCAUGCGUUUUCUUGCUUUACUUCAGUUGAAACACCUGGAAAAUAUGACAAAAGUUCAGGAACGCACCAUCUCGGAUCUGGAGGAUGAAAAUGUCCAGCUUGCCAAAGAGCACGAAGAGAGGCAGUUGCUAUGGGAACAGAGGGAGGUGGAGCUUGAGCGCACGAUUGACAAGCUAGAAAAACAACAGGAACAACUAGCAGACGCAGCUGCUAAGUUUGAGGAGGCUACUGGCUCGAUACCAGACCCUGAUCUUCCAGUAGCAAAUCAGCUUGAAUUGGCGAUUAGAAAUAUAAAGGAGCACAUAAGGAUUAUUGUAGGAACGAGAGAGGAAAGCAGAGCUCUUAAAAAGGUAACAAUACUUAAAAAAAGGAACAGGAAACCAGAAAAUAAGGGAUUGUGGAGAGGGGAAUGCGCAAAACUGUGGAAAGCGUUAAGUAGAUCAGCCGAAUAUGGUGGUUUUUUUUGUUAUUGCUUUUGGAUACGUAUAUUCUGUUGGUAUAUAAAGCUGUCUAUUGCAUGUCUAUUUGUAUAUUGUUGUCACACGUCAAAUUGAAAAAAAACAAUGCUUAAUCGCAGAAAUACGAAGAGCUGGAUCAAGCUUUCAAGCAGUCAGAAGAAAGGCUCACCCAGAAAGAUAAGGUAGUUUGAUUAGUUAAUUCAGGAAUAAAAUAAGCUCAUGAACUAACUGUUUACGACUGAUUUCUUAUUAAAGUAUCAGCCCAAAGAUUACCAUUCAAUUUUGUGUACACGAAUUCAUUCAGAGAAAGAAAACCGGUCAAGUAUAUUGAAAAUAUGAAUUCGGUUUGAAUGGAACAGUUUUGUAACGUUUUAUCAUUGAUUCUUUUGUUUUGUUUGUUUGUUUGUUUUUUUUUCAAGAGGACAAUGAGUAGGGUACAAUCACUGCAACAAAUUACACCUCAUCUUCAUUUUAUAAUUUUUAAUGAAAUAAAUAUUACCGCGUCAGGCUUCUUUUCUGUAAUUGCUUUUAAAAUUUAAACUCACCUACAAGGAUCAUUGCUUUUCUUGAUUAUCAUGUGCAGGUCAAAUAAAAUUUAAUUCAGGAAAACUUAUGAUCAGAUUCCUCCUCGGGAAAGAAAAACCCUCUGAAAUGCGUCCUGUUCUCAACUUGUGGCUUCGCAGCUCAGUGGUUAGUUUCGUCCAACUAGUAUCCGGGAGGCACGUGUUCGAAUCUCAUCAAAGCCUGAAUUUUUUCACGCUUCUUGUCUGCAAUUAGUUAAAUUGUAGCUCACUUGCGAGAAUCAUUUCUUUACUUUCUUUUCAUUUUCUUGUAGCUGAUAAACGAGCUGCGCCUCCGUCUCCCUCUGUCAGAGCGCGGGGAGAUCACAGCAGAAGCCAAGAAAGCUGCUGGAUUAGUAGAGGAGGAUUAUGAAUCAAAACGGGCCUUGAAAGUGGCACAGGCAACUGUCUCCAGUCUGCAGGUACGUUCUUUUUAUUAAAAUUGUGUGUUGAUUCAGUCUCAGUAAAAUCAAAGUCAAGGUAGUCAAGACUUCCAAUCAGAUCAUGGGGAGUUAUGUCAAGGAGCCUAUGAGAACUCAGACCUUUUAAAUACCUGUAGUACUCAGGAAAACACGAGUGACCAAGUCGCGGUUGGUGUAAUUUCUAGAUCAGAUUGGAUAAGAAAGUCGCGCACGUUUAUCAACAUAGCAUAAACCGAAUCUACUGCGCACGUAGGCUUCUUAUCGAGGCAAAAUAACGCAUGCCGCUGGUCUAAGUAUUUAUUUAUUAGUUUGCCACACCACGAUAAAAAUUAAUAAGGACGCAUGAUAAUUUAAGUAAGAUAUAACGAUGUGUAUGGCGAGGAAACCUAAGUGAGACCACGAGGCUCAUACAACGUUUUGGUUCAAAGAGAAUUCUGUCUCAAAUGUUAAUUGUCACUGGUGCCAUCGUGCACACUUGUGUUGAACUCUUAACAAAUUCUCAAGGUGUUGCAAUCGUAACAAUUAAGGAUCAACUAAAUGAUUAGAGUAUCAUUUCACAGCGGUUUACUUCAUCUUCAUAUAUAACUGCUCUUUCUUUUUAAUUUCACAGCAAAUUCUGGCUCGUAAAGAAGAAUCGUUGGCUAAAUACCAGGAAAUGUUAAAAGAAGCACGAGAGGUAAGAUGACAAUAAAUGUGUGGUUAAAAAAUUAUUUCUUUCGGUUAUUACUCGGUGAAUGAUAUCGCCAUAGUCAGAGAGAGAAAGUCUUAGUGCAUCCAGCACGGGUGUUACCCAUGAUCCUCCGAGCACUUGUGUGCUUGCUCUGCCACUGAGGCUGUUGGGGCCUCAUCCUACUUAACAGGCGCUCAGCGGGAACGCGAAUAGUAUACGCAUGGCAUCCACACAUGCACCGGAGCCCAGUGGUUUCGAGACUUUUAAGCUUGGUUUUUGCAUAAAACAUCUCACAUCCACAUAAUCAAAAAAUAAAUGAUCUUGUUUAAUUGAGGAACUUUUGCUUGUUUGUUUGUUUGUUUGUUUGUUUGUUUGUUUAACAUACAGGAGGCCAAGACUCAAAACGAACAACACAAAGCAGAAAUUCAGCUCCUACAAGACAGGUUACAUCUGGAGACGGACGAGACAUUUAGAAGGAAGAAGACUUUCCACAUGGUCAGUUUUUAACAGAGUUAUUUGGAUUAUGGAAAGUUUGUCUUUAUAGUAAACGCGAGAUUUAGUAUCAAAGUUAUUACAUAUUAGUGCAUUGUGUUUACAGAAUAACAAAGUUAUAAGAUUGAAACUUUUUAAAAUGAUAAACUACAGAGCAGUACUGCACGAAAAUGGUAAAAACUUGAUUUAAUUACUUACGCGUUUUGUCUGACAAUAGCAGACUUCGUUUUAAUAAGUGGGGAAAAUAAGCUUACUUAUAUACCAUGGUAAAUACGAUGUCUAUUGCCGACCUUUAAACAUAAUGUGAAGGAAGCAGAAAGUAUCCGUAUUGUGUGACAAAGGUGUUAAAUAAGCGUGACAUUUUUCGGACGGUACAUGUAGUAAAUCUGUGACCUCCAAAUUGGCUUUUCGACAUCCCUAGUGGAAUUCAUCAUUACAGUGAAGCGAAGAGUUAUUUGUCUAUGGAAUGUUGUGGUCAAAUUAAUAAUUCUACCUUAAUGGUAUUAGCUCUAUAUUGAUUUUGAUUAGUAAAUUUCGAUCCGUCAGUAAAGUCAAUUAGUUCAGUUUGGUCACUAUGUAGUGUCAAUGACAUGGAUAAGUCGCUGUUGGAGCACUGGUUACUGUUUACAUCUGUUCAGAUAAGUCUUUUCUAAGUUACUCCUUCAGUUACUUCACCGUAGAGCUUUGAUAACUCAGUUUCCACCCUCAACAGUGUUAACACUACACAUAGACUGUUGGAACUACCCCUCGUCCUCAACUGACGAAUUCACCAUUCUUAUACCUCUUCUUCUCAUUUCUUCCUUUUUCUCCCAGGAUUCCGUGAAUGACGAUGGUCCUCCAGUUCCUUCUCACAAACAGGUUUGUGUGGUUACCGUCUGCUAAUGGUAUUUAUCUUCAUCAAAUUAAAUAAAAAGUCUAGCGGCCGAUGGGAGUUGGAAUCAACACCGAACCAAUGAUGUAAACUCUGACAUUAGACAGACAAUCUCAGAUGUUUUUGCUUUCGACGAAACGGAUGCGACGUGAUUUUUAACAGCACGGAUUAUCUCCAUACGUUACAAAUUUAUACUUAUUACAUUAUAUAUUUCAUUAAUAGCUGGCACGUUUGUCAGAGUUGGAGGAAAUGGUGACAGAACAGGACAAUGCCUUGGCCGUGGCGGCAGAGAAGUACAAGAAAUCACGAAAUGAGAUCAGCAAAAUGAAAAAGGAUCAUGAAGAGGAAGUAAACAGUCUCAAACAGCAGAUGGCCAGGUAAAACACUAACAUACAUGUCAAUUCAAGUACAUGUUCCUUCUCGAACAUGUGUCUAAGUUUACGGUCAGUUAUUUCAUUUAUUGUUCGAGUUAUUUUCACUCAUAACAGCUACACCUUCAGUCUCCUUAUUUCGUACUUGGCACUCCUGAAGCCACCAAGAUGGCCAGGCUCUAAUUGAUUUUUUCAUAGGAUCCAACCCGUGCGAUGAAAGGGACAAAAUUCGUAUUCUUCACUAAAUAUGCAUGAACUGUCCCGUUUUUGUUUUUUUAUUUUUUACCAGGAAAAACGAGGAUCAUUCAAAAGAAAUUACGAGACUUAACAACGAGAAACUAGAACGAGAUGACAGAAUAAUGGAACAGAGUAAGGAGGUUAGUCUUGAAGCUACUUACCUAGCGAAUCAUUUGCCUAGGAUUACUUCCUAACUCUUAAAUCACCAGGCUUUUAAAUACUGCUAUCUUCAUUUCCAUAAUCAUUGCGCAGAAGCAUUACACAUCGACAUAUCUAUCCUAACAGUAUGUAGGAAGUUUGUCACCAUGGACUGAAUUAAAUGGCCUGGUCUACCACGAGUCUCCUGUAGCUCAGAGGUAGAGCAACCGAAGUAAUAAUCGGAAGGUCGAAUGCUAUUGAGAGCACUCGGAUUUCUUUUUUCCGAGUAUGUUCUUUGCACUAUUUGUUGAUUUUAUCAUUUUACGCGUAGAUCGAGGUACUUAAGGAUGAACUUGAGUUAGCAAAGGAAGCCUCCCAGCGUGCUCCUAGUAAAACCAUGAAACAUUUGGUGGAGAGACUUAGGAACCAGUUGGCAUUGAAGGAAAAACAACAGAAGGUACUUAUGCCGCCCUCAUGAUGCCCAAUUGAAUUCCAUAUCCUUUGCUUUUUCUUCAUUGUCAUAUAUGUGUUCUUUCCGUCCUGUUCCAACUUUUCAUUUUUUAUCUUGGUACAACAAACAAAUCUGGUUCCUGUAUGUAAAGCUUUCACAGAUACACAGGUGUAUAUGUACUUACCCAGAACUCAUCACCGUGGCCGCAAAUAAGUAAAUAUAUCAUCGCUGCGUAAGCACGCGACCUCCCCGCCUUUUCACUCAGUAUACUUGAUACUCUUUUAUUUUACUGCUUGGUUCCCUGUUUAAAUUAUAUUCACAACUACUGUUCGUUCACUUUUCCUUUCGUUCGAGUUUUCUGAUACACCCUCUCUCGUAAGAACAAUGUAUAUAUAAUAUAUUCUUUAUGCUUCCGUGCACUGACAUGUGAUAAUGAUCUUAUUUUAAGUCCUUGAGUCAAGCUCUCCUGCAGCUCAGAGCUGACAUGGUUACGACUGCAGAGGAAAAUGUUCAGGUGAAGUAAUUCCCAUUAAAUGUCUUCUUUCCUGUUUAGCGUAGUUUAUGUUAGGCUCUCGGUCAGAAGAGACGAGCGAAAUAGUGCGCAGUCGACGCUUGACUGAAACUACAGCGUCAGACUGUCCCGCCAUUUUUCGCUUGCUCGCAUUUUUCGCAUGUCACCGCUGACUGAGAGGCUGGCACAGAUUGAAAAGCAAUUGACUAUGGAGUGUGGUAAUUAUCAAGGCCAUGUAAUUCUCGCUAAGUACUCAUAGCCCUUUUCACUUUAACAGCAAUAUAGUAUGCAGUUUUUUUUUUUUUUUACCAUUUUAAUUUAAUUUUCGUUUGGCUUAAGUCCGAAAAAAGGGGGUGUUUCAUUGUUAAACAUUUCAAAUUAAUGAUGCUGAUGUCGAAAAUACAAAAUUCCUCAAGUAAAACUUUAGCUGCCGCCUUGGUCGAUAUGUUUGUCAGUGCAAGUCAUUUGCUCAAACAACAGACUAUUCCACGUCCUUUUACCGGAUACAUAUUUCACUUUUUUCUUUCUUCAGGCUCAUGCUAAAAAGGCUGAGCAACAGGCCAAUGUGCAACAUAUUGUGGAGAAAGAAACUGCUGGUCUUCAGGUAUGCUGUACAGACUGAAUUUCUUUUUUUAUAAAAUAUUAUACGGUGCAUUAAUUUCAUGGAAAAAUACAUCGAUUAAUCGUAAAAUCUUCCUAUGAUGAUUUUAAGGCACGUCUCGAAGAGCUCCAAGAGAGAAUGGAAAAACUCAAGAAAGAGCUAAGGAAACAAAAGGAGAAGGAAUCAAACUUUUUAGGGGAAAGGGACAAACUGAAGCAGGUAUAAACAGAAUUUCAGCGUGUUUCUCUCCCUAAAUAGCUCUUACAGUUGAGGGUCAAUGUCGUCUUUUGUUACUUUUUGUUAUUGUUGGCAAUUAGUUAUGUGGGGAGUGUUUGCCUUGCUCAUUGAUUAACCAACCAACCGAAUGACUGACUGGCUGGCUUAUUUUUUGGCUCUUGGUUAAUGAGAACAUGUAAAGGUCGCGUUUGGAACGUUAAUAGACUAAACAACUUGAAUGGAUUUCCCCAAGCCACUGUCGACCUCACCGCUUUAUGAGAGAACUUUCCCUGAAACGUUAUCAGUGGGGAAAUGAAAACAGUUCAAUUGGUUAAUCUAUAACGCGCUUAAAUUUGAAUUUAUGUGCAACUCAAAAUUACUUUGCCGUAGCCUCUGAGGAAUAUGUCUGGUUUGUAUGCAAAUUAAGAGUCUGUUUUUGUAGUGUACAAAUAUUAAUGUGUCCUAAAUUUGGACAUUUCUGUUUUGACCUUAAAAUAUUGCAGUUAGGUAAGUUAACGGAGUAAUGGGGUCCUCGAGAACCGCACCGUUUGAUAGAUCAUCUGUGCUGAAAUGCGUUAGGCGCUUGUGGUAGGUUUUUUAGACAGCAAAAUGUUUUUCAGGUUUCGCAAACAAUGCUACAGUAGAAUACCGCUAACUUGAACUCGGUUAACUCGAACUCCCCGGUAAAUUGAACAAAAUCCGAUUUCCCUUGACCCAUUUUUUUAGUCAUUUACUAUCAGCUUACUCGAACCCCCGCUAACUCAAACCGGGAAUCGACUCUUUAGAAUUCGAGUUAGCGGGGUUAUACUGCCGUUUUAAACUUGUCACUAUACUAUCACCCGUAAACAACAGUUUUGAUGUAUUGAAUAUUGUAUUUUUAAGUACAUAUUGGAUGCCUAAUCUAAUUGCCCUCAUUUAGGAACUUUCAAAAAAGGACUCUGCGCUGUUAAAGCUUGGGCGUGAACUGAAGGAGUUAGAGACUGUGCAAGAACAGUUGGAGAAAAAAGAGGAAGAAUUGAGAGCUGAGAGGAACACGGUCAGUGGCGACGAUAGCUCUUAAGUAUUUCACCUUGUCAGCAGUAAUAUUACAUUUACAGAUUUUCAUGGGGAAUCGCAAGAGUUGAAAACUUAAGUUUUAUUCUAAAAGUGCGUUUUUCUUUCCGUAGCUUGCUCAGGAACGAGCUGAAUGUGAAAAACUACGAGAGAGAGUGAAAAGCCUUCAAGAGAAAAUAAAGCAGAUCAAACAGAAGAGCUCUGAGGACUCUGAAGGGGGAGCUGGUGACGAUAAACCGAUUGUUGAGGAAGUGAUUAAGGAAGAUAGAGUGAGAACGCAAGGAUUGUUUGUUUGAAGCUUCCUCUAAGUUACACUCCAAAUUAAAACUCCUCCCACUACUAGUAGACUAUUAGCUACUUCGUCAAUAUGCCUCUACUAAAAACUUUUUUAUUUUCAUUUUGAGAUUGUUCUGUAGAGCUGGGAUUAACUUGAGAUAGUGUAAAUUAUAAUACUGUUUCGGGAGUCUUUGAUCAAGUUACCCCGAUGUAUUGCAUGUUGUUUGCUCAGUCUUAUACGGUUUUGUUGCUUAGUGUAAAGCUUCACCCGUUUCGGUUACUGUUCGAUCUCUACCAUCUGGCAGAUAGUGGAGAUCUCAGGCUUGAUUUAAAAUGUCUUGCGUUUGACGUAUAAGCAAAGAGCGUACUAUCCAUGGGUAGAACAUCAAUGCUAGGACCAUUAUUGUUUACUCUAAAUCGGCAUGUGUUUCAGGCGGCAGUGGUCUCUGAAGGAGUUGCGCGAUGGGAGGACAACAAGAAAUGGCAACAAAAAGUAGAAACACUUAAGGGAAAACUGGCGGAGAAAACACGAGAGCUGGAAAAAGCCGAAAAGACCAUCGGUAUGUUACGAGACGCAGUGAGCAGGGCUGAGAAGGACAAGGCAGGACUUCACAGUAGAUUGAAAAGGUAUGUCAUGGUCCGUUGAUAUUUCAUUUCUUCUAAACUGAUAUUGUACGCGCUCAUUACUUAUAUUCAUUGCAGUUCUGCCAAGUCUUCAACAGGUGGACAAGCUCUUGUCACUAACGAAAUUGUUCAGGAUCUUAGACAGAAUAUUUUUAAGCUGGAAGAAGAGGUAUCGUUCUUUUUUACAUAUUGUAAUGACGAUCAAAUACACAGUUAAAUGGUCCUACACGAAUUAAUUUCAUAUUUCCUGAAGUGUAAAUACCAUAAAUGGGCAAAAGUCGUUGUUGAGUAUGAUUUCAUUUCUGUUGUAAAAGGACCUGGAAUCUCGUCACUUUAUUUACCCAUUUGUACGUAUCUAUGAGCGUUCAGCUAAGUUGUGAAAGACGCAGGGCUAAAGCAAGGCAUUGGUGAAAUUUUACUUCUAUUCAUUAUUCGUUAAUGCUCUCACUCACACAUGCACUAACUCGUUCAUUUUCUGUCUUUCAUUCUUUCCUUCCUCUCUUCAUUCAUUCAUUUAGUCAUUCAUUCAAUGAUUAAUUCGUUCAUUUAUUUACUUAGUUCUCUGUUUACCUACUUAUUUAUUUCACAGAAUCAGGAAUUGAGACGUCAGAAAGUUCUGGGUCAUGAGAAACAAAUGGAAGCACUUGAGCUUCGAAACAAACAACUAGUGGAGUAUAUUGAAGAUUUAGAGAGAGACCUUGCUGGCAGAAUGGCUGAGCAGGUAAUUAUAAUUAUUAGAUAAGAUGUAUCAUGAUAAACUUAACUUCCUUUAUUCUAACCCAACGAUGGUGAUUUCAUGUUUCCAUUUAAAAUAUCGUUACAAUUAGGUAAACCAGAAUCUAACAUGAUAACAAAUUAAUUUGCAUUUCAAAAGCAGCAAGGUUUGUAUCAUCCAAGGUCACCCUCAGCCUCACUCCUGUUCAAAGGCUUGGCAACCAAGCACACAACUGUAAAAUGGACUAUUGUAGUUAAGGCCUACAAUAACAAAAAAUGCAGUUAAGGAAAUGAAUGCAGUUUUGUCGUUCUUUGCUUAGUCGCUCUUCUCUUAGAUAUACCCAUGGGUGGGUUGUAGACUCGUGGGCUGCACGAUAUCCAUCACGCCUGCUUAACGUGGCGCUCGUUAGACCUCUUUCCUUUUAAGCUCUUAACAGCCAAUUAACUUUACGCCUUUAUUUUUCCUAACGACAGCGUACAGUGGAUCAUGCUGAUGCUGAUAUGUAUCGUGAAAUGUAUCAGAGAAAUCAGUCUCUUCAAAAACAGCUCUUAGAGGCGAAAGAGGUUAGUUAAGGAUUAUGAUAUCACACACAACAGUUUUAAAAAGGCUUUAGGAGAAAUGUAAAAAUUGCUUUGAUGAUGCACUUUAUUUUGAUGUGACAUAUAAUAUGUACCCGGCCAGAACUCAUAAACACAGUAACAUUCCUUUGCAGGAAAAUAUGGAAUUAAGAUUCGAGUAUGAACAAGCUCGAAAGGAAAACCCUCGACUAAAGGUAUCUAAAUAGAUAUUUCGCUGUAUAAAUGUAUGCUAACAGAGCUGGAAAUUACAGUCGAUCUUUGGAAAUUGCCCGACCAAAUUUUGAAUAUGUCCGGCCAAUUGCACACUGUGAUGGACACGAUCUUCGAAUAUUUCAUCAACACACUUUGACUUCUUCCCUUGAAGUUCUUGUUCAUCCAUCAAAGUUCUUCAAAUAAAUUGUUUGACCUAUAUUUAAAAAGUACUUAAUGAAAGUGUCUUUCAUUUCUUGUCCGAUUUUAGACAUUCAAAUCGUAUUUAUCUACGAUCUUUUUUUGUCAAGGCUCGUGUAGAAGAUUUACAAGAGUAUGUGGAAAUUUUGAAAGCAGAACUUGAAGCAAGCAAAAAGAGGGAGAAAGCUCGCAAGGUAAAAAGUGUAUUCUAACAAAUCAAACGGCUACAGUAGAAGAUAACAGCUUACUACUCCAGCAAUGGUUACAGUGUACUUACCACUAGUUUGAUUUGACAGAAGAGUCUGGGCACUGGUAUGGGUGGUCAGAGCGUAGAGGAUCUGGAGAGAGUAAUAGCAGCCAUGAGACGAGUUGUGGAGAGACUUCAGGGAGAGAAUGAUCAGUUAAAGAAGACUGUUGGAGCAGGAGGCCCUCAGUAUGGUGAAGUGUUAAAGGAAAAUAAACGGCUCAAGGUAAACCGCCUGUUUCAGUUUUUAGGUAGUUACAACGAUAACAGGAAGGCAGUGAAUGGUGCCAAAAAAAACCCUUUUUUGUCAAAUUUUUUGUCUGUUAUGAUUGUUGUUGUUUGGUUUUUAUUGUUUUUGGUGCUGCUCUGCAAGGUACAAAGGGGUCAUACAUAGGAUCGUCCUUGUUUAUUUGAUGGCUAAAAAGGAAAUGGAAUGGAACAACUCUGUAAGCGGAGGUAGUUAGCUUUUUCUCCAACCAGUAUCGAAAUUUUUAGGAGCCUUUCUUUUUGGUCACUGUAUUCCCCUUUUGUUGUUUUGGCCUUCCCAUUAAGGACCCACCUAUUGGGGGAAGGUAAAUCCACUUUGUCGUUGGUAUUUCUCUCUUUCCACUCCCCAAUCUCAACUUCACGCAUGGUGUAUAGACGCUCGAGCACCUUCUCAAGAGUAUGGAUAUGUUUACACCCCAUUAAUUGUCCACUUUUCUUGCUCUACAUCUUAACUUAAAUGCAUUUUUCUGUCUGCUAUACCAGCAUGAGUUGGAGAAGGCAAAAGUUAGCGAGAAGACCCAGUCCUCAAGUGGAGGUAGUAGUCAGGGAAAUACAGCUAGACUGAUGACUGAGAACGAGAAACUACUUAAAGAUUUAAAAAAGGUACAUUGAAACUUGGUCAUUGAGUUUGCAGAACAGUUCUCGCGAAUGUCUAGUCCUUUGUUUGAUUUGCUGUCCUUUUCCUCACAGGAAAUGGAGGAGGUAGAAAAGUUAAAAACAGCAAACGCUAAUCUGGAACAGAGAAAAGAAGAGCUUGUGAAAGAAUUAGAACAGGUAACAAAACUUUGGGCUUGAUUUAUUGUGUGUUUGGGAAAUUUCAAUCCACUAAGAAGCGCAUAGAAUCACCUUGUUGCUACACUCAGGACAAUAUCGAUAAAGACUAGUUUCCUUUUCUCGCAACACGUAUCUCUGUUUUUCCUUACCAUUUGCCAUUGCUGUGAAAUGAAAAUCUAUUUUGGAAUACGUUCUGUAUCAUUAGUUACAUCAAAGACUUUCCGCCUCAAACAUGGAUGGACUUGAUAGUAAAGAAUGGAAAUCAGUCGUUUUACCAAAGAUAUACGAAGAGAAGAUGCAAAAACUAGAGGCAGAACUGGAGAAAAAGGUAAGCCUGUCCUCAAAUGUGCCUGAGGUAUUGAUAUACAGCUAUAUUUUGAACAUCUUUGUCCUGAGAUCCGAUCAGCAAUUCGCCAAUCUACCUGCUACAUUUUUCCUUUUAAAUCAGUCGAGAGACGUUUUUAUUAUAUCCAGUGAUCCAAAAAACGCUCUCAAUCCCAAGUUUGUCUAUUCUCAUCCCCUUUUCGGUGGAUAAUGGAGUGGCCCUAUCUGUGAAUGUUGGUCCCCCUGUGGGUAUCAUUUUGCCCUCCACCUCCCCACCCAUCUCUUGCCUGAAUAGCACUGAUAAGGUGAGUGGAGAGAAAGGCAGAGAGGAAGGGAAAUGACAAGGUUUUUCAGAACACUUGACCAUGUUUAUUUUCCUCAGACAAAUCUGUUGAAAGAUAUCAAGACGUACUUGAAAGCAGCUGCAAACAGAGAAACUGAGUUAAUGAAGAAACAGCAAGAACUUGAGGAAAAGGUUUGUUAUUAAUUUUGUGUCGAUAGAACACUCAUUAAAAGAGACUCGGAUGUGUAGGUUGGUGCGGACCCCCAGUGGUUCACUUUUGGAGCACCAAAAUGACUAGAGGCAGAUGUUACGAAAGCGGACAGUAUGUAUGUAGGGGUUUUGUUUUCACUAGUGUUCGCUCAUUAUGCCCGUUUCUCGAUAUAAAUGUAGGUGCUAUUUAACAUAAGUAAUAGCCGUGAUGCUAUGUACCAUAAUUUAAACAACUGAUCCUGACUCUGCUAAUUUUACCUGUGUUUGGUUUUCAUUUUAUUGGGAACAUUAAUUCCUUUUUUUUUCUUUUUGUAGGUUACAAUUUUGGAGCGGUUUCCCGCAAAUAUUAAAGGUGACAGUGAUCUGGUCAAAGAACUUCAACAGACAAGGUAACGUUACGUUUUAUCUUUCUGGAAACCGUUUAAAAAAAAUUGGAAUGAUUGCAGCUCAGACUACGCAUUGGUGGAGUUUGUUUUGCAGAAAUCGUACCUAGCAUUUUGUAGACGGGUAACUAGCCUCUGUUACCAUGCUAUACCACGCGUGAAGCCUUAGGCUGCCUAUUUAUUGUUGUUCUUAUCGUUUUCUCUCUCGUCGUCUUGGUCGUUAUUGUCAUUGUGACUGCUUGUUCUGAAAAUUAUCCUGUAAAAAUUUAAUUUUACUUGUUAGAUCGUUUAUUUAGUCGUUGUUGUCUAGGUUGCGGUUGGCAUCUCUCGAGUCAGAGAAAGAAGAAAUUUUACACGAGGUACGGCAACUCAGAAAGAUGGGACAGGCAGGUGAUCUACCACGUGACCUGGUAAGUUGUGUCUUCUUGGUAGUUUAAGAAACUUUACUAUUAGAUUUUCCAUGUAGAAGGAUUUUCUUUCGGGUUGUCGAUCGUUGGAAGCAACUUACCGAAAGUAACUAUGACUUCAGUUAUUGAAAGAACGUUUUAACUAAGAAUGGUAUAAAUCCAUGCGGGUGACUGACACCAGCACAGCCUGUUCGCUUUAAAAAGGACUUAGUUGCUCUGAGCGUUGAUUUUGAAGGUCAGUAAGCAGUCUAAAAGAUGGUUACUUUACACGACUGGUGUACUGUUUCUUAAAACGUGGCAUUCUUCUCUUGACGUUCCAGGAUAAUGAAGAAGUUCUAGAGAAAUUACGAAACUACGACAGAAUGAUGGCCGAGGACGUGGAACUGAGGUAACUAUGUGAGAUUUUUCUUCGACACAUUUUCCUAAGUGUCAAAUUAAGGAUAUACAACUUAACAAAUCUUUUUGCUACUGUAGCAGUUUUCGUAUCAAAUAUAUUAACAGUGAUAACUUCCUGAUUUUCUUUGUAGAACGAGAUUGAAAACUGUAGAGUUGGAGCGCGAUCGAACGUCGCAUGAAGUCUCCAAGGUUUGUCUGAGGCAGUUAAUUUGUAUCUACUCAACCUACACGAGAUAGAUAGGACGAGGCAUUUACCCUGUGCCAUAGUAUAUUGAGUCUUGUCACCUUGAAAGGUUGGGUUCUCAAUUGUCGGAGCUUUGAAAAUCAGAUUUGUGCCAUCGUCGUUUAGGAAAAAUGUGGUGUGUCGAACCAUUAAUCGAUUGGACUUUGAAGUUUUCAACUUCCAGCGCUAUUUUAAUUUCAUGGCGAAAAGCUAGUGCGCGCCUAUGCAUUCUAAAUUGAAUAGAACGUCAAAAUGCAGUUCUCCUUAACCGCCUAAUUAGCACAUUUCCGAAUACACAUUAUUCUUGUUCCGAAAUGGAUUCUUUUUUCUCAUUCUUUCAUACCAAAGUUACAUUCAUUCACAUCCAAAAUGAUCUCGUCUCGACGAAUUGUUUUACCCCAGCCUUGCUUUGAUAGAGAGGUUUCAAGGUAACUCGCAGGUGGAAUAUUCGAGACAUCCAUGAUUAUUUUCUUUGUUCCCGAUUUCCCCAAAGUUGGAGUUUUAAUUAAAGGUCUGGGUCAUAGUUAUUUGUAAGGCGCAACGGGAGAAUCAUGUAUUUUGAUACAAAUAUGUAUAAGUGGUUAACUAUAUCACUUUUUUCAGCUACGAAAAGAACUCGAGGCCUUUGAUCCCGCUUUUUUCGAAGAGAUCGAAGACUUGAAGUACAAUUACCAAAAGGCUGUUGAAAGGAACGUGCUGUAUGAGCGACAGUUAAGGCAGAUGUCUCGACAGUUUGGAGUUGAUGUGAACAUUCCUACGGAGGAUUAAACUUUUGUGAGCCAGAUUCUCCAAGGAAAGCAGCGAAAGUUCUACAGCCAAAAAUACGUCGGCAAAUUUCUUAGUGAACUUCAGUGUCCCAACAACACUUUCCUAACGAGGGAACUUGCCAAAGACGCGCCCAUUUUGCAAAGGCCCUCAGCUGAGAUUUUCGUAGGCAUAGAAAUAUGCGCCCAAAAGUGCCGCCGCAGUUUUUAAUUGAGAAGUCUUGUGAAGAAAAGAAUUGCUUUCCCAGAAAAGAUUUUGAGAAAAGUGUGUUAAAAAUGCCAUCGAGACGCUGAAUUUUAUAGACUUACUGAUGCCGUGUCAGUCAAAGGAAUUCAUUGGAACGGACGUGUUCACGAUUGAAACGUAAGCUGUGGAAACACCUCUUCUUAGCAGAAUUAAUAUUGUUCAGAAAUUUUUUGAGGAAUGAAAUCGAAAAAAAGGGAUAUACGAACGUAUUUCAAGCGGUUUAGAAUAUUUAUAACUAAUUUAUUUUUAAAGAUCAUAUUUUUAUUGUAUAAAAGUCUGGAAUUGUGAUAAUUUUUUUUACAAGAAUAGUAAUUGAACAUUUGUUGAGUUCUUAGUCCCCUUAGCUUUGUCUUUAUUAUUUCCUUUUCGUGCCUUGCCGUCUUUCACUUGAGUUCCCUGUAACUUUCGUCUUCUUCGGACAUCUCAUUUCCCUUUGUUUUAAUUGUGAAUCAUCAUGUAUUCACUUUCCCUUUCCUUCGUCUUAGACACCUCAGUUUUGUUUUUGUGGAGCGUUUUCCGUCAUGUUCCCCAUUACCUAUCGGCUUCCUUUACUUGUCUCGAGUGAGAAGGAAGCGCAGAUGGGAUCGCAGUUUCAGGGAUUCGUUUCUUUUUCUGAGAUUUUUUUCUGAUC
This is a messenger RNA of Pocillopora meandrina, 31906 nucleotides long. The record is from the annotation of a GenBank genome assembly. NCBI's taxonomy places the organism in Eukaryota, Metazoa, Cnidaria, Anthozoa, Scleractinia, Pocilloporidae.